AUGGAUGUCGGCAAUCAUAACAGAUCGGCUCUCGAGAAUGGAUUGUGUUCCGGAAAUACUGAAAAACACGGUAAUGCCAACACAAAUAUCAAGAACCAGACGUAUGAAAAGAAAUCUGUUAGGAAUUAUGGCGUAUUUCUUACACUGCUAUCCGGGAUACUUAGUUCAACCACGUCUGUCGCCAUUAAGUCGUCAACUGAGGUCACGUUCAUUGAGGCAUCGUUUUGGCGGGCAGUAAUGAAUUGCAUUUGUGUCUAUGUGUACCUGAAAUUGUUCACCAAGCAGAAUAUUUUUGGAGACAAGAUUUCAUUAUUGCUUUCAAUACGUGGGAUGUGUUACGCAUUGGGGAUUGUAAUGUCGUUUAUAGUUCGGCAAAAUAUUCCUUUAGGUGAUUCUGCUGCAAUAUCAUCAACAUCCACAGUAACUACUGGGGUACUUGGCACUAUUCUCUUGAAAGAAAGGUUGACGUUUAAGGAGUUUAUGAUGUCUGUACUCUGUUUCAUCGGUGCUGUGUUCGUCUCAAAACCGACUUUUAUCUGGGGAACCAACCUUGAGCUUCACACACUGUAUGUCGCUUUAGGCAUCUGUUCAGCAUUCAACACUUCAUGCGUCUAUCUCUUGGUCAGAAGAAUUAGCCAAACUGUGAAUGUAGCCCGACUGCUUUUCUUGACAUUCGCUAUUGCAAGUUGCCUGUUAUUUGUCAUUAUGAUUACAGUGGACGGUUUACACAUUCCUUCAGUGACUUCCUUCAAAUACUUGAUUCUACUCACUUCAGCAGAAAUGUUGUCACAGGUGCUAGUCAGCAAGGGGUUACAGAUGGAAAAAGCAGCAUCGGUCGUAGUUUCGAAGAAUGCCGGAAAUAUCGUCACCUCAUUCCUGUCCGGCAUUGUAAUAUACGGAAACACUCCAUCCUUUUCCAGUAUCAUCGGCGCAUCGUUAAUCGUAGUUUCAACGAGCAUUAUUAUUAAAAAUAAGAUACAAAAUAAGACCAAGAGUGCGAUUUAA
Messenger RNA from Saccoglossus kowalevskii, 1005 nucleotides. RefSeq lists its product as uncharacterized. Lineage: Eukaryota; Metazoa; Hemichordata; Enteropneusta; Harrimaniidae. The record is from RefSeq and is a predicted model, not a curated record.